Xyrauchen texanus (razorback sucker) is the source of this 2624-nucleotide messenger RNA. RefSeq names its product serine/threonine-protein kinase PAK 2-like. Gene Ontology annotation, molecular function: protein serine/threonine kinase activity; ATP binding. The record is from RefSeq and is a predicted model, not a curated record. Gene Ontology annotation, cellular component: cytoplasm. Gene Ontology annotation, biological process: protein phosphorylation; regulation of MAPK cascade; regulation of axonogenesis. Lineage: Eukaryota; Metazoa; Chordata; Actinopteri; Cypriniformes; Catostomidae. Bases 222 to 1778 code for a protein of 518 amino acids. The transcript has 14 exons.
CUCCGCCAUAGCAGACAGAUCCCGGCUCCAAGAAGUUGUUAACUCCAAAGAACUCACAAGCACGUUGAUACGGCUACCCAAACCAUACUCUCCAGGGAGUAAUCCUCGUUUAAAAUAAGUUUAGCUGGGUGAAAAAGGCGGAGCUAACACUUUGAAGAGGUCUGCGGGUGUUCUGGUUGAUCUCUGAAACCCUAUAACCCUUCUGCGUGUGUUUCCCUGUCAUGUCUGACAACGGAGAGCUGGAGGACAAACCCCCUGCCCCCCCGGUCAGAAUGAGCAGCACCUUUAACACUGGCAACAAGGACAACAUGUCAACAGGCCCCAGCUCUAAACCCCUGCCCUCCCUCCCUGAGGAAAAGAAGGACAAACACCGCAACAGGAUCAUAUCCAUGCUUGCAGGAGACAAAGGAAGAAAAAAAGACAAGGAUAAAGAUCGUCCAGAGAUUUCUAGCCCUUCAGAUUUUGAGCACACCAUACACGUGGGCUUCGAUUCUGUCACAGGGGAGUUCACUGGCAUGCCAGAGCAGUGGGCUUGGCUGCUGCAGACCUCCAAUAUCACAAAAUCAGAGCAGAAGAAAAACCCUCAGGCUGUACUUGAUGUGCUCAAAUUCUACGACUCCACAGGCAACGGCAGACAGAAAUACCUCAGCUUUACAGAUAAAGAUGUACCACCAGCAAAAAAAGGUUCAGAGCAAUCACCAGUCAAAGACCCUGAUGAUGAUGACGAUGAUGAAGCCCCUCCCCCUAUUGUCGCACCACGCCCACAUCAUACCAUUUCUGUAUAUACACGCUCUGUCAUCGAUCCCAUUCCAGCACCUGCAGCCAUCGCAGACACCGAAGCCUCCAAAGCCGUUGAUAAACAGAAGAAGGGCAAGGGAAAGAUGACCGACGAGGAGAUCAUGGAGAAACUACGAACUAUUGUCAGUAUUGGAGACCCAAAGAAAAAGUACACACGAUACGAAAAAAUUGGACAAGGUGCAUCUGGCACAGUGUACACAGCCAUUGAUGUUGCUACUGGCCAAGAGGUUGCCAUCAAGCAGAUUAACCUUCAAAAGCAGCCCAAGAAGGAGCUGAUCAUUAAUGAGAUCUUAGUGAUGAAGGAGAUGAAGAACCCAAACAUUGUCAAUUUUGUAGACAGCUUCUUGGUAGGUGAUGAGCUCUUUGUGGUGAUGGAGUACCUUGCUGGAGGCUCUCUUACCGAUGUGGUAACCGAAACCUGUAUGGAUGAGGCACAGAUUGCUGCUGUCUGCAGAGAGUGUUUACAAGCACUGGAGUUUCUGCAUGCAAACCAGGUCAUUCAUCGAGACAUCAAAAGUGACAACGUUCUAUUAGGAAUGGAUGGAUCUGUCAAACUAACUGAUUUUGGGUUCUGUGCUCAAAUCACACCUGAGCAAAGUAAGAGGAGCACCAUGGUAGGAACGCCCUAUUGGAUGGCCCCCGAGGUGGUCACACGUAAGGCCUAUGGACCCAAAGUGGACAUAUGGUCCCUGGGUAUCAUGGCCAUUGAGAUGGUUGAGGGUGAACCCCCUUACCUCAAUGAGAAUCCACUAAGGGCACUGUACCUCAUUGCCACUAAUGGCACCCCAGAGCUGCAGAACCCUGAGAAGCUGUCACCCAUUUUUAGAGACUUCCUCAACCGCUGCCUUGAAAUGGACGUGGAGAAGAGAGGUGGAGGAAAAGAACUCUUGCAGCAUCCAUUCCUCAAGUUGGCAAAGCCCCUUUCCAGCCUCACUCCUCUUAUACUUGCUGCCAAGGAGGCAAUGAAAAGUAAUCGCUAGCAUCAGAACAAUUUGUCACUAUGUGCCAAUGCCGAAAAUUCCUUCUCACGACCAGUUCCUGUGAAGACCUCUAUCACUCCAGCAGAGUCCCCCUUCUAGCCCAGUGAAGGACCUUUUCAAUUUAGCCCUGAGGACCUUAGUCAUCUCCAUCUGGGCUACAGACUUGCACAAUCACCAUGUCAUGCCUCCUCAUGCCACUCUCUUAUAAUGUGCCUGAAGGGGCUAAAAUAACAAACUGUAGACCUCUCUGGUUUUCUGCUGAUAUCUCUCCUUUUAUUUGUUUAAUGGAAACGGUUCCAUCACCGUAUCAUUGGUCUGUGUUUACUUGAAAAUUUCAUGAAUUUCUGUCAAAAUUCACUUAAAUUGUAUUAGUUAUGAGUAUUGGUGUGUUCUUUCCAAACAAAGUACUUUGCCCUUUUUUAAACUUCAAGAUUUAAUCCCCUGCCCCCUCGUCUCAUAAUGACCUGUUAAUUGUGCCUACUACCUAUUUGCCUUCACUUGUCUUAAGAAAAUUGAACAAUUUUGCUGUAUGAAAUUAAAUGAACAAUUUCCAAAUUUUUGUUGACUUGGUUAGAACAAAACCCUAAACACCUAAAGUUGAUUUAAUAGUUUUGUAUAUUAUGUACUUCGAUUAGCAUGCCGAAAUGAAAAAACAAAAACAGGAUUUGGGACAUUUUUGACUAGCUGUCUUCUAUUUAUGUGUAUGUAUACAGUAUUUUAUAUUUUAACUAACAAUCUGACAGAAGUUACCAGAAUUUAUUAUUGUCUUAGAAAUAAUUAAUUUGCUAUGUUCUUUGCAUGUUAAAUCUAACUUGUUUUUCAAGUAAACUACAUUUUACCAAGAAA